UUGUGUCAAUGUCAAUUGUGGGGAAAACUGGAAGUGUAAAAUGUCAUGAAAAUGUUUUAUUAAUAUUUAAUUUCAGUAAACCUAAAAGCAAAAAUGAGCCUUUACGACAAAAUAUGUAGAAUUUGUUUGGGACAACAUGGAGCCUUUUAUCCAAUUUUCGAGAAAAUUGAGAAUUUUGAACAUAACAUACAAUCAAAGAUAUCAACUUGUUUGUAUGUUACCGUUGAAGAUGUAAAAGGAUAUCCGCGUCAAAUUUGUAAUAAUUGUAACGAAACCUUAGACAUACUUUUCAAUUUCAUAAACGUAUUUAAGGAGAGUUGUCAGACUUUAGAAAGUAAGUUACUUCUUAUGAAAAUAGACAUCGAUGCAAGUAGUAAUAAUGACUCAGAUUUUGAUCCAACAAUUAACAAGAAAAAGGAUUCUACCGUUCAGGAUUUAGAUGCUAAUAUAACAUCGUCCAUAAAACCACGAUCUAAGGCAAGAGUUGAAAGUGAAGAAAAACAGGUAGUUAAAAAGGUGUUACAGAAGGAACAACUGCGAACAAACAUCAACAGAGACAUAAGAAAUGCUGUAGCAUCUUCUAUUCUAGAGGGUGUAUUUACAUGGAGUGGAGAAGAAUGGUGUUUAAAUAAAAAUAAAGCUGAUGAUACAAACAAUCUAAUGGAACAAAAAGAUGCUAUACAAAGUACAACAAAAAUUAAGACAAUAAAAAAGAAAGAAAUACCAACUGAAAGAAAACCACAACCUCCUAGACUCUGUGAUCUCUGUGGAGAUGUUUUUAAUGAGGACCAUAAACUAAUAGCACAUAAGAAAAGAGUCCAUUUCAACAAUCCCAUUAAAUGUCCUGUAUGCCCAAUGACUUGUUCCUCUGAAUAUUACUUAAAUUGUCACAUGGAGAGGAGACAUAGAAAUAAUAAAAUCUAUGAGUGCAAAUUUUGUGACUCGAAGUUUGCAUUCAUUAAGGAUAUACAUAAGCAUGUUGAAUAUGUUCAUGAGAAAAAAAGAAAAGGAAAUAAAAUAUUUGCUUGUGAUACAUGUGACAAAACUUAUAAAUGUGUGCAAUCACUUACAAUACAUAAGCGAUCUGUUCAUACAGGGGAGCGACCAGAUAUAUGUACAGUUUGCGGCGCACGGUUCUUUCACAUCAUUUAUUUAAGAGAGCACAUGAGACUCCACACUGGAGAAACUCCAUACAAAUGUCCUAUUUGUAACAGGGGCUAUGCACAGCGAGGCAAUAUGACAAGUCAUCUCCGUAAUCACCGGAAGUCCGAGUUAGAUGUGGCUACAUUCAGUAAAAUAAAGCCAAGACUUCUUAAAUUUAAACAUACCUUUAUAUCUGUCUGUAUUCUUUAUACCUUUAUAAAAACUGAAAUGAGCUGUAUUGAUAAAAGGUGUAGAAUUUGUCUUCAAGAUGGAGCCUCGUAUCCUAUUUUUGAAAAAAUUGAGAAUUUCAAACAUCAUAACAUUCAAUCAAAGAUUUCAACUUGUUUGCAUGUCACCGUUGAAGAUGUAGAAGGAUAUCCUCGUCAAAUUUGUAUCAAUUGCAACGAAACCUUAGAUAUACUUUGCAAUUUCAUAAACGUAUUUAAGGAGAGUUGCAAGGCGUUAGAAAAUAAAUUACCUCAAAUAAAAAUAGAGAAUGAUUCAAGUAGUAAUUAUGACUCGGAUUUUGAUCCAGCAAUUAACAUUAAGGAGGAGUCUCCAGAUCUUAAGGAUUUGGACGAAAAAACAUCAAUAACAACAAAAGUUAAGGCCACAAGUACUCAAAGUAAAGAAAAAAAUAUAGUUAAAAAAGUGUUGCCUAAGAAACAAAAUAAUGGAAACAAAAGAAAUACUGUAGCAUCUUCUAUUUUAGAGGGUGAAUUUUCAUGGAGUGGAGAACAAUGGUGUUUAAAUAAAAAAGCUGCCCAAAAUGCUAUCCAAAAAACUAAAAAGAAAUUGCAGCAAGUGAAAAAGAAAAACACACCAAAAGAAAAGAAGCCACCACCUCCUAAACUAUGUGAUUUGUGUGGUGAAGUGUUUGAACAAGACAAACUAGUUGCACACAUGAAAAGGGUCCAUUUAAACAGUCCUGCUAAAUGUCCCGUAUGCUCACGCAUUUGUUCCUCUGAAUAUUACUUAAAUCGUCACAUGAAGAGAAAACAUCUAGAUGAUAAGAAGUAUCAGUGCAAAUCUUGUGAUAAAACUUUUGCAUUCGUCGGUGAAUUGCGAAGUCAUACUAGAUACGUUCAUGAGAAAAUAAGAAGAACACCUCAAAUAUUCCCUUGUGAUAUGUGCGAAAGAACUUUUAAAUGUAUGCAGUCACUCACAAUACAUAAGCGAUCUGUUCAUACAGGAGAGCGACCGGAGAAAUGUUCAGUUUGCGGUGCCGGUUUCUACCACAUUGUGUAUUUGAGAGAGCACAUGAGGCUUCAUACAGGUGAAACUCCAUACAAAUGUCCCAUUUGCGACCGGGGCUAUGCUCAAAGAGGAAACAUGAGGAGUCAUCUUAGGAUCCACAGGAAGUCGGAGUUAGAUGCUGCUACAUUAAGUAAAAUAAAGCCGAGACUUCUUAGAUUUCUUAAAGCUUAGACAUGGGCCAUUACAAUUAUGUAAAAUUAUUUUUUAUAUUGUUUUAAUUGAAAAUGUUUUAUAUAGCUGUCAGA
This is a messenger RNA of Papilio xuthus (Asian swallowtail), 2645 nucleotides long. RefSeq names its product zinc finger protein 600. Gene Ontology annotation, cellular component: nucleus. The transcript is spliced from 8 exons. NCBI's taxonomy places the organism in Eukaryota, Metazoa, Arthropoda, Insecta, Lepidoptera, Papilionidae. Bases 94 to 2571 code for a protein of 825 amino acids. The record is from RefSeq and is a predicted model, not a curated record. Gene Ontology annotation, molecular function: zinc ion binding.